Molecule: messenger RNA, 1600 nt
Organism: Danaus plexippus (monarch butterfly)
Lineage: Eukaryota; Metazoa; Arthropoda; Insecta; Lepidoptera; Nymphalidae
Exons: 3
Coding region: 253-966 (237 amino acids)
Source: RefSeq, a predicted model, not a curated record
GUCAGUUUUCAAACAGUGAUUGUUUUGUGUUUAAUUUGGAAGCGCACAAUCUAAUUGUCGAUUUUUAUCAAUUAACAAAAAGAAACUGUCCCCUUGAUGUACUCGUCAAAUUAAUUGUUUCUAUACUGCCUCUAUUCUUUUUGGGAAAUAACGAUUGAAUUGGUUUUUCUCGUUUUGUAAAUAUGUAAAUAAAGAAAAGCGCAGUCGCAAUAAAUAAAACUCCUAAGUGUUUUUAAAUAAAUUAUAGUUAUCAUGGAACCCCUGUUAUCAUCUGACGACAGCGGGGAUCGGGAUAUAAGGAGUUUAAAACAUCAGCUCACUGAAUUUGGUUUGGAAGAGGACAACUUAAGCAAAGGAGAAAUGUUGGAUUUGCUAAGGGCCCUCAAUUACUCCAAAGAAACAGCUCCAAAGGAGGAACAAGUUGAGACUUCUGAACAGAAUCCGGAGACUAUAGAAUGCACAACUGAAGCAGCAGCUAAAGUUACUAUGAAAAGACGAUACUUAAAUGUCAGUGACAGGAGAAUGCCUUGGAGUCUCUUACCAAAAUUCACAGCUCCAGCUGAAAAAGCGAGGACUUUGGCUGUCUAUAUUAAACUGAUGUCUAUUAACAGCUAUAGGCAGGCUCGUCAAUCUACAAACCUAGCUGUUUGGCCUCCACCAAUACAAAUAAUGGAGUCAACGAGAUCUCAACCUAUGAGGUCUACACGGAGUGGACGCUCCGUACCUGUCUAUACUGGUUUUGAUGAUGAUUCUUCAGAUUUUGACACUAUUAUUACUAAAAAGAAACGCAAAGUGUCUAACAGUGACCACUGUGACAUGAACUAUUCCAAUAAACUGGUAAGCCUAAAACGCAAACCAUCUAAAGACGAAAGCUUGAGACCAAUAAAAGAGGCAAAGAUCAUAGAAUUGACUAAAAACGAUAUAAAGGAUUUUGUAAAAGCAGAUUUUUCGAUUAUAGAAGACUGAAUUUUACUGAAACAAGAUUUGUGGUAUUAAAAUAAUUAUUGUAGCGACCACAAACACUUGAACUGUGCUGUUUUUUAAAUGUUUGAAUGUUAAAAGUAUUUUGAUUAAGUUAGAAUACUUUGGCUGAUUCUAUUUUGAUGUAAAAAUUUCUUAUGAAUAUGAAUUGCAAUGUAUUUUUUGGUUUCUCAUAAAAAUUGCAUACAGCGAGACAAUCUGUUGACAAGAUUUUGUGAUAUAUGUUUAUGUAAAACAUUUGCUGGCUCAAAUUAUUUGCAAUCCUAAACUCAUUAGCCAUUUUGUAAAUAUAUAUUUUUUUAUUACAAGUAGUUUAUGAAUUAUUUAAUAGUAUUUAUUACAUAUUCAAUUAUUUUAAUGAAUAAAUUUGAAUGUCCUAGUCAUAACCGAUACAAUUAGUGCAUGAUGUUAUUGAACAUACAUUAAGGAGUUAGAUAUAUGUAUUGUGUAUUUGUAAUAUUCGAAAAAUGAACUAAAAAAAGUUGCCAGUGCUAUUUAAACGCGCUGCAUUAAGGAAUUACGUCGUUAAUAAAAUAAUAUGACUAUAUUGUAGACUUAUUGUAGUCUCGCGAUUAAAAUUAUAAUUAUUAGUAAUGGCAAUAAAGCAUUUUACCCCAAA